This is a messenger RNA of Cydia splendana, 3495 nucleotides long. Its product is annotated as eukaryotic translation initiation factor 2-alpha kinase 1-like. Gene Ontology annotation, biological process: protein phosphorylation. Gene Ontology annotation, molecular function: eukaryotic translation initiation factor 2alpha kinase activity; ATP binding. Gene Ontology annotation, cellular component: nucleus; cytoplasm; cytosol. The transcript has 3 exons. The record is from RefSeq and is a predicted model, not a curated record. The coding region runs from base 207 to 1940 and encodes 577 amino acids. NCBI's taxonomy places the organism in Eukaryota, Metazoa, Arthropoda, Insecta, Lepidoptera, Tortricidae.
AAGCCAAAAACUCUAUGACCAAAUCAGUGUCAUGAUGAAAUUAUUAUGUAGUUAGUGAAUUUGUGUGAAUUGUUUGUUUUGUUACAAUAUGCUCAGAAAUAACAAUGCCUUCUAGCAAAAACUUAUAGUUUUUGCCGUAAAAUGGUAUUCUUCUGCUUGAAACGAAAACUUUGCAACCAGUACUUGGGUCACAGAACUAAUACAAAAUGGAAACUAAAAAGGACAAAUGGGAGGCUCUCGCCACCGUGAAAGCCUUCGAUUUAGGUUUAAAUCAAAACAGCCAACAUGAAUACAUACUGCACCAGAGUAUGCAACAAGUAGAAAUAGUACAAUCUGCUGCCACCACACCUAUCAGUCUCCUUAUCCAGUCCCUCGUCAAACAGCUAUGUGCACUCCUCGAGAAAGACAUGACCAGAGCGAACCAAUUGUACAACACUAUAUGUGAGAAACUGCACAGCAUGCAUCUUAUAGAUGACUCAUACGCUAUGGGAGAGUUUGAGGCCAUGAGGAGCCAAUACCAACGGGCUCUGUACCAGCUAGUUACCGUGGCAACUGGUUCUGAAAUACCAAUAACGAUACCAGCUUCAUGGCCGAUCAAUCAACCAUCUUGCUUAGAAUGGUCCAGGUACCAUAGAGAAUUUGAUGAAUUAUACUACAUCGCUGGCGGAGGAUUCGGUAGCGUUUUCAAAGCCAAACACAGAUUAGAUGGAGUUGAAUAUGCUGUGAAGAAAGUGUUCAUCAAGUCUUGUGACAUUGACUCAAUAAUGACUCAUUUGGCCGAAGUUAAAACACUGGCUAGUUUGAACCAUCCUAAUAUAGUUAACUACAAAGCCGCCUGGCUUGAACCGAUGAUAGAAUCUAAUGUGACAAAGAAGAAACGUAAAUAUCAAAUGGACAUGGACAGUGAUGAGUUCUCAGCACUCAACUCCAGUUUGCUAUCUUCAAAGCUUAAUUUAGUUAAGUCUUUUAAAACUCAUAACUCUAAGGAACUUACCAAGCAUCACAGUCAGUCCGAUUUCAUUAUUUCGUUCAAAAACUCAAGCAGUCAAGAGCAAUCUGAUAAUUCUAUAGAAGAUUUUGAUGAAUCCGAGAGUGAUGAGGAUUCCGAUACUCCUCAAGAAGAACAAGCCGUUUGCAAACUUUUCGACAGCAAAGAGUACGAGAACUGCUCACGAGUAAACUUAAAAUGGGCUACACUGUACAUCCAAAUGACAUUCUGCAAGCAAACACUAAAGCAAUGGCUUGACGACCGCAACAACCUAAUGUCUACAUCCCGUAAGAGUUCUACGGAUCUGUCUUCAAGCGAUGACUCUGGUUUUGACAUAACACCGGACACAAAAUACCCUGUAGCGUGGGCACAUAUUGAUGUUCUCAUAGAUAUGUUCACGCAGUUGGUGAAGGGGUUGAAUUAUAUACACUCUAAAGGUAUAAUCCACCAUGAUGUAAAGCCUUCCAAUGUGUUUGUGGCGCAGAGUGAGACAGGAGUGCUGGUGCAGUUGGGGGACUUUGGGCUGGCGUGUCCACUGCAGCAGUCGCAUAGUGGAUUAGCGCUGGGUACACACUUGUAUGCAGCUCCUGAGCAGUUGGAGGGACAGUGCAACCCUAAGAGUGACAUGUACAGCCUCGGCAUCAUCCUCCUCGAAAUGAUAGAGCCCUUCAGCACCGACAUGGAGCGAGUGAAGACCAUCACAGACCUCCGGAAAGGCCAGAUACCCGCCCAUCUCACUGCCAACUACCCCAAAAUUGCCCACAUCAUCGGGAAACUGGUCCAACGACGCCCAGCUAAGCGACUUGAUACUAGACAACUUCUAGAAGAACUUAAGACCCUGUCGGAAAAUAAGGAUGAAACUAUCAAGUCAUUGAGAGAGGAAUUGGCAGCGAAGGAAGAUGAAAUAGCGCAGUUGAAGAUGAUGCUGGCCAAAUUCAGUCAUAAAUCUUAAAACAACGAAACACCAAUUAGUGUACUUAAGUGUGUGUGUGUGUGUUAUGUAAUGCUGAGUGUGAUCGGAGUGGGUAUGUAGAUUUUUAACUAUGAAUAGAUUGUUAUUGUACGGUCUGCUAUCUUGCUGCACUGAUGUUGUUUAAGUAAUAAUACAAGGUGUUUUUCUACCCUGGCUGUUCUGCGACUGCAACGUUAUUAGUAAAUCAUGAGUACUAUACAAAUUUUAGUCCGAUUUAGCAAUUUCUUUACUAUCUUGGGUUUACACUUUGCAGAAUAUAACUAAGGGUUGAAAAUACAUGAUUCUGCGAGAAUUACUUCAGUUACAAGGCCUAACUGGUCUGUUAGCCAUCAAGUAAUCGUGAACCAUAUAAAAUCAUCAUCGAAAAUUUAAUAUAAACCUACAUUGCUGUAGAAAUUUGGACUUAUUGCAAUCCUUAAUGUCUAAACAAUAUAACUAUCUACAUAAAAAUGAUAUUUUGCUAUUAGAAAAUUAAAAAUGAAAUAUAAUAUUUUGUUAAUCCGUCACAUGGAGGAAAACUGGAUCACACCUUAUAAUAGAUUUGCUAAAAUACCAUCGCUACCCUAUCUUCAUCACCAAAUAAACUUAACAUCAGUGUAUUGGUAAAUAACUUAGAUCUAUGUCGUAGGCCGAGCGCGCGUGUGCACUUAUUGACAUGAUUUUAAAGGCUAUUUUUGGUUAACCGCGUAUAAACAAUUACUAUUACUGUACUGUAGUUACUUCACUUGUAAUUGCUAAGUAGGCACCUACAGUAUUAAUAAUUAUAUACCUAUAUUUUUUCCUUAUAUGUUUAUUCUUGGAGAUUAUUUUUUGCUGAUACUUGUGUCAAAAUUCUUUUCAUAGUCUUGUUUUUUGUUCCCAAAAAAUGUGACAAUUAGUUUUAAAUUUUUCUCAAGAGAAUUAUAAUCUACAGCUAGAAAGACAUGCAAUAGCACUCAACUUUUUUUAUUUAUUUGAUAAAAGACAAAAAUAGAAGCGUGACAGAGUGGUCAGAAACAAGAACACGAAAAGAAUUGUUAGGCCCCCUCAUACGCACCCGCGCAUUUUCAACGCACCUUAAAAAGCGCUUGAAUCGGUGCGCACGCUAAAUUCGAUUUAACGACCAACGCUUAAAAUCCAAUAUCGCUUGAUAAAAAGCGCCACCGCUAUCGUGUAAAUAAAUACACAUGUAUCCAUUUGUGUCAUUCAAACGCUUUUUUAACGCGCGUUGUAAAAGCGCUCGUGCUAAUGAUGCCUUAUAAUAUUGAUUGUAUAAUCGUCGUUGCCGCUUACCAAAUCUUAUAUGUGCGAGAUCUUAAUCAAAUGAAUUAACACCUUAUGUAUUUUGUUGCUAGGUAACUAUUUGUCAAUCAAAAAUCGAACACAUAUCAGGUUUGAAAAGCGCAACGACGUUAUGUAGAUUCAUAUUUGCUUUAUUGUUACUUAACCUAGGUAACCUUACAUCAUUACAUUACACUUACCUUACUUACUUACCUACUUCGAUCAGAUUUUUUUGACAUGCUUUCUGACAAUUAAUAAAACAACAAAGUUUUAA